UAAACAAUGGAUACGUAAUGAUCUAUGUAUUUUGUUGGGAACUUUCGUCAUGAAAUCGCCGUACGAAACAAACUGAAGAAAAUAAUUGGAUGCACGGUAGUGGUUCCGCCAAGACGAAUACUACCUACAUUUUUGAUUUAGUUAUUUUGACUAGUCAUGAUGAUUAUUUGUACCUUAGACUGCAAUGUAGGCUAACUAGCUGUGUUAAUUAAUUUCAGCUGUCACCAUGGCAAGUUUGUACAGCCGGGUUCAACUGCGCCAUGAUAAAUUAAAAAAGGUGACUGCGGACUCUCAAGCCCUCUGGGAGCAGUUGCAAGCGGAGGGAGCUGUCAGUGAAGAGGAGUUCACGGCAAUCCACUUAAAAUUGAAGCAAUGCUUGGGGAGUUUUGAGAAGGAGUUAUUCCAAUACUUAAAUGCUGUACCAGAUGCGGAUAUUAUUGAAUUAACUCAUAAUCAAUUAGUGGCUGAAGAUCUGCUGACGGACUUGGAAGUUGCAUGGCAGAUCUCCAAAAGACAGAAGGAAACCGUCAAGAAAUCCAAACUGCCCGAACUAAGCCUUCCCUCCUUUUCGGGGGACAAGUUAAAGUGGUGUGAAUUUUGGGACCGGUUUGCAGCUAAUGUACACCAUAGAGAGUUACAGGAAUCUGAGAAACUAAUGUACCUCCUGAGCUGCCUAAAGGGUUCAGCACUUGAAACGGUUUCGGGAAUAGCGGCUACCAACGCAAACUACUCCGUUGCAGUGGAAACUUUGAAGCGAAGAUAUGGGUCAACUGACACUCUGAUUGACGCACAUUAUACGGCGCUCAACAACCUCCAAAAGGCAGACUAUACUAGUGCAAGCUGUCGGAGUGUCCUAGACAGUGUUGAGAGGAAUAUCAGGGUGUUAGAGAAGCUCGGGGAACCAGUUGGUGGCAACCAUUUAAGGGCAUUAGUACUGUCAAAAUUCCCUGAACGGGUUAUACAUGAGCACCACCUCAUUGGUGAAGGUACUGACUUGAUGGCCAUCAGAAACAAUCUCGACAGAAUUAUAACGGCAAUGGAAAAGUCAGCACCAAGUACAGAGUACAUUGCCGUGCCUGGCAGUAGCACAACUGAGGCGUUGCAAGUCCGUACAGAGGUGAGGCCUCAGACUAGCCGGAAAAGGAAACUUGCGGGAAAUGCUGGAACACCACCUUCAAAGCGAGCUAAGAGAGCAUGCUUGUUCUGCAACCUGAAAGGACAUGCUAGCAGGGACUGUCGCAAAUACAGUACAGUUGAAGCUCGACAGAAGCAAGUAACGGGAAGAUGUCUACACUGCCUCCGACGCAAUCAUGUGACAUCAGCCUGCAAGCGCAAGAUUGCUUGCUUCCGCUGUAAAGGGGACCAUCUACUCAUAUUCUGUCCCAAUCCGGUCUCAGAUGACCGCAGUGGCAACUCUUCAAAACCCUCAAACUAAGAAAAGUAACAAAGGCAGAGUCUUCAUAGAUUGCGGUAGUCAGCGGAGUUACAUUACUCUGGCAGCUGCAAAAAAGUUAGGCCUG
Cydia fagiglandana is the source of this 1520-nucleotide messenger RNA. RefSeq lists its product as uncharacterized. Gene Ontology annotation, molecular function: nucleic acid binding; zinc ion binding. NCBI's taxonomy places the organism in Eukaryota, Metazoa, Arthropoda, Insecta, Lepidoptera, Tortricidae. The record is from RefSeq and is a predicted model, not a curated record. Bases 227 to 1435 code for a protein of 402 amino acids. The transcript is spliced from 2 exons.